Akanthomyces muscarius is the source of this 774-nucleotide messenger RNA. RefSeq lists its product as uncharacterized. Bases 1 to 774 code for a protein of 257 amino acids. Lineage: Eukaryota; Fungi; Ascomycota; Sordariomycetes; Hypocreales; Cordycipitaceae. The record is from RefSeq and is a predicted model, not a curated record. The transcript has 4 exons.
AUGGCUGGCGUUCAUCGGUCAGCAGAUGAUUUAAGCAGGCAGGAACAUGGUCUGCACUUCACAAAUGACGCUUGGAACGAUACGAUUCUCAAUGGAAACGAGUUUACACUGCGCUGGAACGACACAAUCGACGCCAAAGACGGCAUACUGGGACUAUUCAGGGUCACCUACCCACGCGAAGGUGUGGUGGUGUACGAGGCAGCACAAAACAUCACCAACUGCCUUCAACCGACAUACUGCAAAUGGAAAGCCGAGAGCUUAGGAGAUGAUCUGUACUCAUUCUGGCUGGCAUCUGGCCGUGGAUCCAAUGCGAGCUUCGCCAUCUCGCCGCCCUGGACCGCAAAGCAACCGAAAGUUCACAGCUUUACCUGGGCCGCGCCGUUUCUCGUGCCGAUAUGCUUGCUGCUGUUUCUGUACUUUGUGUGCGUGACAACAUGCCUGCUCUACAAAAGGCGCAAAAAAGCAAAGCGACGUAUAGAAGAGGCAGCACGUACCGCCAGACGACGCGCUAUCUCGGCGUCUGAAAACGAGGCCGAAGAAUUUCACAUGAUGUCGAUAAGACAUGUCAACCGGCAUGGAUCAGUCGAUUCCACAAUGACGUUGGAGGGACUUGAGCCGCCGGAAGACGUUUUAAGGAAACAGGAUGUGUGGCUAUUUUCCACCACGACAUCCUCCACCGCGGGCUCCGAAGACACAGUCGUGUCGGAGAGUUCUCAAACAGCGGAGCGAAGGGCUGCGCACACAAGAGCUCUCACAGAGUCCACUAAGCGUUGA